This is a messenger RNA of Raphanus sativus (radish), 2590 nucleotides long. RefSeq names its product histone-lysine N-methyltransferase SUVR4. Gene Ontology annotation, molecular function: zinc ion binding; histone methyltransferase activity; protein binding. The record is from RefSeq and is a predicted model, not a curated record. NCBI's taxonomy places the organism in Eukaryota, Viridiplantae, Streptophyta, Magnoliopsida, Brassicales, Brassicaceae. The coding region runs from base 290 to 2269 and encodes 659 amino acids. The transcript has 8 exons. Gene Ontology annotation, cellular component: nucleus.
AACAAUUUUACUCAGCCGCAGUGACUCGGAAUCUCUGAGAAUGGGAUCUAUUUAGGGGAUUUCCAACUUCCAAGUGACUUUUUUACAGUUUAGUAAUUAUCUUUAUUUACAACUCUCACAGGAUACGCUCUCUGCAUGCAAAUUCAAUCACUGUCUUCAUUACCCUUCCACAAGUCAUUGUGAUUAGGCAGCUGAACUCGAGAAGCUUCCGCUUUGAAUAGUGACUCUCUCCCUAACCAUCCAACCAACCUCAGAGUUUGCAGUUUUGGCUGCAAGUGAUCUGCUGUAAAUGCAACCUCCGUUGCCCACCGACGAGAGGGUGCGCAGAGCUUGUGAGAAAACUAGGGAACUUAAGAUUCCCGAUAUAAAAACUCUGCCUGUGCUUAAGAAGCUACUGAGAGAGAAUGGUGAUAAUUGGAAUCUCAUCAGACUCGAUAACUACACUGCAUUGAUCGAUGCUAUCUACUCUCUUGAUGACGAGACUGAGAGUUCAUCUAACAACAAUAGAGGAGGGAAGGAUGCUGCUGUUGUGGGCAGCACUGACACUACGCAUAGAGUGAAGAGAAACGAGAAACAAAGCGAAGGUUCAUCCAACGGCAUUAGAGGGAAGAAUGCUGUGGUCAGUGUCGUUGACUCUCCUCCUAGUGCUACUCUCAAGAAACAAAGCAAAAUUUCAUCUUAUGUCAACCGAGGGAAGAAUGAUUUGGUCCUUGAAUCUCCUCAUACUGCUACUCUGGAGAAGCAAAGCCAAGGCUCAUCUAAUGGCAUCAGAGGGAAGAAUGCUGUGAGAACUGAGCCUUCUCCUAGUGCGAAGCCAACUGAAACUUCAUCUAAUUGCAGUAGAAGGAAGAAUGCUGUGAGAACUGAGCCUUCUCCUAGUGCUACUCUGAAGAAGCAAAGCCAAGGUUCAUCUAAUGGCAAUAGAGGGAAGCAUUAUAUGCUCAACGACCUUUCUCCUAGUGCUACUCUGAAAAAGCCAACUGAAACUUCAUCUAGUGGCAAUAGAGGGAAAAAUCUCGCUGUGGUCACUGGCUCUCCUCUUCUUAGUGCUACUCUGAAGAAGCUAAGCGAAGGUUCAUCUAAUGGCAGUAGAGGGAAGAAUGUUGUUGACUCUCCUGCUACUCUGAAAACAAUAUAUGAAACCCGUUUUGCAGCCUCAGGUUCGUCCGUUGAGGGAGUCCAGGAGCAGCCACAGAGUAGCAAUGGUGUUCGCAAGAGGAAGUAUAAAACCAUUAUUCGUGACAUAACCAAAGGUUCUGAGAGCGUUGAGAUAUCUCUGGUUGAUGACGUUGGGACCGAGAAAGUGCCCACAUUUACUUACAUCCCUCACAACAUUGUAUACCAAAAUGCUUACGUGCAUCUCUCUCUGGCGCGGAUUUCUGACGACGAUUGUUGUGCUAGCUGCAAGGGGGACUGUCUCUCAGCUGACUUUCCAUGUGCUUGUGCUCGUGAAACCAGUGGAGAAUAUGCGUAUACCAAAGAAGGGUUGCUAAAGGAGGAGUUUCUGGACACUUGUCUUAAGAUGAAAACGGCACCAGAUACAUUCAGUAAGUUUUACUGCCAAGACUGCCCUUUAGAGAGAGAUCAUGGGAAAUGCGAAGGGCACUUGAUCAGGAAGUUCGUCAAGGAAUGCUGGAGAAAGUGUGGAUGUGAUAUGCUGUGUGGCAAUCGAGUAGUACAGAGAGGGAUAAGGUGCCAACUGCAGGUUUACUUUACCUCGGAAGGGAAAGGAUGGGGUGUUAGACCACUGCAAGAAUUACCGAAAGGAACCUUUGUCUAUGAAUACAUUGGUGAAAUAUUGACCAACACGGAGUUAUACGAGCGGAAUCUAAGGUCUAGUAGUGAACGGCAUACAUAUCCUGUAACUCUGGAUGCAGACUGGGGUUCUGAAAAGGAUCUGAAAGAUGAAGAAGCUCUUUGCCUGGAUGCCACAAUCUGUGGAAAUGUAGCUAGGUUUGUCAAUCACAGAUGUGGGGAUGCAAACUUGAUUGAUAUUCCGGUACAAAUAGAAACUCCUGACAGACAUUAUUACCAUAUUGCCUUUUUUACCAUUCGAGAUGUGAAGGCCAUGGAAGAACUGACAUGGGACUACAUGAUAGAUUUCAGUGAUGAAAGUCAUCCUGUGAAGGCAUUUAGAUGUAGCUGCGGAAGUGAAUUAUGCAGAGACAAAAAGCCAAUAGGAACUCGAGGCAAGUCAGGAGAAAGAAGAAAGGUUGUCCAUGCUAAAAGACAACCAGAUACCAAAGGCGUACCGUUAAAGCGGAAAUGAGGAUGAUCAGUAAAGAGUAAAACAUUUAGAAAACAUAUUCCCACCACAUUCACUUUGAUGCUUCAUUCCAACAGAGAACUGUAAUGGUCACCAAAAUUUCUUCUCUUAGAAAAAAACUCCCUUCUUUAGGUUAAAAUGAUCUAAACUGAACAGUUCUUCUGGUGGUAAGGCUGACAAAGAUUUUUUUGGUAACUUUUGUUUGCUAACCAAAGAAACUCAUGGUUAAUGGUUGUUCUACAUGUUCCAUUGCCAAUGUCAAAUAUAUAAACACUAGGCUUUCUAAAAAUAAAUAAAUUGGUUAUGAUUCCUGGUUCUAGAUUA